This is a messenger RNA of Rhea pennata, 946 nucleotides long. It is a transcript of the gene PPIC, whose product is annotated as peptidylprolyl isomerase C. The coding region runs from base 1 to 645 and encodes 214 amino acids. Gene Ontology annotation, molecular function: peptidyl-prolyl cis-trans isomerase activity. The transcript has 5 exons. Gene Ontology annotation, biological process: protein folding; protein peptidyl-prolyl isomerization. The record is from RefSeq and is a predicted model, not a curated record. Lineage: Eukaryota; Metazoa; Chordata; Aves; Rheiformes; Rheidae.
AUGGCCGGCGGGGGGCCGCGCCCGGCGGCGCUGCUCGGCGCCCUCGCCUGCCUCUGCCUCCUGGCCCGGGCCCCGGCCGCGGCCUCGGGCUUCAGGAAGAGGGGACCCAGCGUGACAGCCAAGGUCUUCUUUGAUGUGAAGAUUGGAGACAGAGAUGUUGGCAGAAUUGUAAUUGGAUUGUUUGGAAAAGUUGUCCCAAAGACAGUGGAGAACUUCAUUGUGCUGGCAACUGGAGAAAGAGGAUAUGGAUACAAAGGAAGUAAAUUUCAUCGUGUGAUCAAAGACUUCAUGAUUCAAGGAGGGGACUUUACUGUUGGAGAUGGAUCAGGAGGAAGGAGUAUCUAUGGAGAAAGAUUUCCAGAUGAGAACUUUAAACUCAAACACUAUGGAAUUGGAUGGGUUAGCAUGGCUAAUUCUGGCCCAGAUACUAACGGAUCCCAGUUCUUCAUCAGUGUGACAAAGCCUUCCUGGUUGGAUGGAAAACAUGUAGUAUUUGGUAAAGUCCUUGAUGGAAUGUCUGUGGUGCACUCGAUAGAGCUUCAGCAAACAGAUGAACAUGAUCGCCCCCUUCAAGACUGCGUGAUUGUGAACAGUGGCAAAAUAGCUGUAAAGGAACCAUUUGUAGUGGAAGUAGGUGACUGGUGAGGCUAAAAACCAGAAUAGGAAAUAAAAUGUAGUCAUUCUUCUUUCAGGCCUAAGUUUUGGACUGAUCUCAAUUAUCCAUUGACUUUUUUCCUCAAAACAUACGAGACUAUAUUUAGACAAUACUUAACAUCUGCCAAAUACAUAAAACUUGAAGUUCAUAUCCCACUAAAUCCUAGAACUUGCAGAAAAAUUCUUACCUGAAAAAUUUCAAAAUAUUUCUAUUUUUUCAAAGGUUUUGAAUUGAAGUCAUUUUGUUUUCUUUAGAAAUUUUACAAUAUCUGUUACUGCUAUUUUAUCUGAU